AUGAGCAUGGCCUUCCUCGAGACAUUGAUCAAGUGGGAGGAGUCGAGCCCGCUCGACGUGGCCCGCGCGCUGCGAGAGGCCGACGCCUUCGCGGCGCACCACGAGGACCUCGCGCGCUACGCGCGGGGCCUCGCGGGCCGCAUCGCCCAGGAGACGGGCGGCUUCACGGGCGACGAGUUCUCGCUCGACAGCUCCGCGCCGCAGUCGCCGACGAAGGACUUCCCGCGGUCGCCGCCGACGCCGAAGCGCAAGGCGCCGCUGUCGCCGCUCGCCGGCGGGCCGCUGCCGCUGGGGCUGCCGCCGCGGCGCGCGGGCGCGGCCGCGGGGCCGAACCCCUACGACCUCGACAGCCCGGACGUCGCGUCCUACGCGUCCCUCGAGCACCGCAUCGAGCGGCGCGCGUCCUUCGACCGCUGCAGCGAGGAGCGCGCGUCCUUCGAGCGCGAGCGGCGCGGCUCGCGGCGGAGCGACCACGACGACGCGCUCGGCGCGGCGUCGCGCGAGCGGCGGGGCGGCCGCUGCGUGCGCUGGAUGCACCACGUCGACUUGUUCGUCGACGUCUUCUUCCUCGCGGACAUCGCGCUGACCUUCUUCACGUCCUACGUCGACGAGGUCACGGCCGAGGAGGUCACGGACCGGCGGUGCAUCGCGUACCGCUACGUCUUCGACCCCUUCGCGGGCAAGUGGAUCGUCUUCGACGCCAUCGCGUCGCUGCCGACGUCCUUCUUCGGGUGCGCGGGCGGCGGGAUCCUCGAGUACGUCAAGUUCAUCCGCUUCACGAAGCUCUUCAAGAUGCUGCGGAUGCUCAAGAUCAACUCCAUCGUCGACACGCGCCACAUGCCCUUCUUCCACCCCGUCAUGAUGCGCUUCAUGCGCAUCUUGCUGGGCCUGCUCUUCGUCUGGCACCUCUUCGCGUGCCUCUACUGGCGCGUCGCGCGGUCGGAGGAGUACUGGAGCACGGGAUGCGACCCGGCCGCGUUCAGCUGCUGGAUCCCGCCGAAGCGCGUGCGCGACGCGCCCUUCUUCCGCCAGUACUCCUAUGCGCCGCCCCGCGUCCCCCGCGCCUACCUCUGGGGCUCCAUCCACUCCUUCGGGUCCGUCUUCGCCGUGCCGACGACGACGCGGACCAUGUGGACGACGGCGUCCGUCGCGAUCGUCGGCCUCGUCGUCAACGCGAUCGUCAUCGGCUCGGCGACGAACGUGUUGGACGGCUUCCACUCCAUCGCCAAGCAGCACCAGAAGCGCAAGGACGGCGUCAACCACUACAUGCGCUGGCAGAACUUCCCGCCGGAGACGGUGCGGCGCGCGAACGACUUCCUCGACUACCAGUGGGCGACGGGCACGACGGUCGACGGCGCCGAGGUCAUGAGGGACAUGCCGCCGCCCUUGCAGCUUGAGAUGCGCAUGUGCCUGAACCGCAAGAUCAUCGACACGCAGCCCCUGUUCUGGGAGCUCGGGCCGAAGCUCAUGAUGGUCCUCGUGACCGCGCUCAAGGCGCACAUCACGACGCCGAACGAGACGAUCCUGCGCGAGGGCGACCACGGCGACCUGCUCUUCUUCCUCGUGCACGGCGAGGCGCUGGCCUACUGCGACGGCGACGAGGGCGACCGGAAGAAGGCGCUGCUGCGCGCGGCGAAGGCGCGCGUCGCGCGCCGGCGGCUCCUCGCGGCCAAGGGCGGCGUCAUCGCGGGCAAGCCCCUCGCGCGCGAGGCCGCGCUGCUGCACGAGGUCCUGCGGCGCAACACCAACGGCGUCCGCGGCGCCGAGGACGAGCACUUCGCGCCGCCGCCCGCGCGCGGGCCCCGCGCGACGACGAUCAACGGCCUCGGCCGCCGCGUGGACGCGGGCGGCCUGCGCGGGGGCUCGGGCCCGCCCGGGUCGUCGCCGCCCGCGGGCUGGCGCCGCCAGCUGCAGAGCAGCGACGGGCCCGCGGCGGACGACGGCGACCGGCGCGACGGCGUCGCGCGGAAGACGCUCAUGCGCACGAUGACGGACACGGUCAAGUUCGUCUUGAGGUCCCGGUCCUUCAAGAACCAGUCGCUGGACCGCGUCGGCGUCGUCCACGGCGACGCCUACGUCGCGGAGGAGGCGCGGGACGACGGCGGCGGCGACGACGACGACUACCAGCACGUCAUUUUGCUCUCCGUGCUGAAGAUCGGCGCCGUCAUCGGCGAGAUCGCCCUGCUCAGCGAGGACGAGAAGCGGACGGCGUCCGUGUUGACGACGCAGCACUGCGAGCUCUACAGCCUCGACGCGGAGAACUUCAACUUCAUUAGGAGCUCGCACGCGGAGUGGCACGAGAUCCUCGUGCACAGCGCGGAGCAGCGCGUGACGUGGUCGAAGCAGAUGAAGGCGCUCGUCAACGACGACGUGUCGCCGGACGACGCGGCGGCCGUCGAGCACGCGAACAACUUCCUGGCCAAGCGCCGCGCGACGGCGUCGCGCGUCGUCGCGCCGUUCCACGCGACGUCGACGACGAUCAAGCGCGACGGCCAGAGCCACUGGGACUACAUGAAGCAGACCAAGGUCGCGCCGACGCUGUCCGCCGCCGGCGACAUGCUCCGCAACUCGUCGAGAGGCAUCGACCGCGUCCACCGCAUCUCCAGGGAGAUCAACGACCGCCUCCGCAGCUCGUCCCUCCGGCGGUCCAAGAACAACGGCGACGCGACGGACGGCGCGGCGGCGAACGGCGGCACCGACGCGCUCGUCGACUCCGCCGUCCGGCGCAUGUCCAAGGAGCCGGAGCCGCCGCGCGCGUGA
Molecule: messenger RNA, 2760 nt
Organism: Aureococcus anophagefferens
Lineage: Eukaryota; Pelagophyceae; Pelagomonadales; Pelagomonadaceae
Exons: 4
Coding region: 1-2760 (919 amino acids)
Biological process (GO): monoatomic ion transport; transmembrane transport
Cellular component (GO): membrane
Molecular function (GO): protein-containing complex binding; monoatomic ion channel activity
Source: RefSeq, a predicted model, not a curated record